AUUUAGCAAUUUAUACACUAAAAAGGAAUAAAAUGAAGGGACUAAACAUUAGUCCCUAGAAACCAAACAUGGCCUUAGUCUCUAGUCCCUUCCAGGGCUCCUAAAUGGGACUAAACGCAAAAAAUUCCUCUCCUGCCCUCGAGCAGCCGCAGCAGCCCGCGCGCAGCAGCCCACGGCAAAAAACCUAGCCGCCGCAGCAGCCCGCGCGCGCUCGGCAAAAAACCCUAGCCGCCGGCCACCGCAGCAGCCCGCGCGCGCUCGUCAAAAAACCGCAGCAGCAGCAGCGGCCAGCCUCGCGGGUGUGGCGGCGUCCGCGCUGCGCUUGCCUGUGGCUGAGUCCCAGGGGUGCCUGCGGCGGAAGGGUGUCGCGGGGUGCCUGCGGCGUUCUUUUUUCUGUCCCAGAAGCAAAGCAGCAGCGCUCGCCCCUUCUUCUCCGCCGCCGGUCGCAAGAUGGAGAACCACCGCAACUUCAGGGACUUCUUAUCCCAAGGUUGCUCUUCAUCGACGUCCAGGGGCCGCACUGGUCAUGAAGCUCCCGAGGACGACGACUUUGGCACCUUCUCGCAGUCGCCGUUUGCUCUGCCACCACGCAUCAAUGUCCCAGCACCUCGCAGCCGCAUUGAAGCUCUUGAUCUGAACUCCCAGUCCCAGGGUACCGAUUUUCCAUAUCUCUCAUCCUACCAAGAUGUUCUCCAGUCAGGUGAUGGUGGAUCCGACCUAGGUUUGCCUCCUCUUGGUCGUGGUAGAUCAGCGCGCACACUAUUUCAAUCCACCAGAACCAUUUCAGCUCCUAUUUCUCAUGCCCGAGGUCCAAUUCGAGGUUGCCGUGGAGUUAGGGGGAGAGGCACUAGUAGUCGUGGUGGAGGUCGAUCUGCUAUUUCUGCACCUAUUGACCCUGUCCUCAUUGAAGAUUUUGGAGAUGAACCAACCAAUGAAAUGGAUUCUCGAGCUUCUGUGCCUCGUUUUGACAAGGCCAAUUGGAAUGAAGAGAACACACAAAUAUUCUGUGAUUUAUGUGUUGACCAAAUUAGAGCUGGGAACUGUCUAAAUGGUACAAUGACAACCAGAGGAUACAACCUGAUAAAGGAAGAAUUCUUUUCUAAGACAGGACUCAGACACGACACCAAACAAUUUAAGAAUAGAUGGACUCAGUGUAAGGCCUUGUACUCUUUUUGGUUGUUUCUUAACAAUCAAAGUGGGUUAGGAAGAAGGGCUGAUGGUGUAGUUAUAGCUUCAGAUUCAUUCUGGAAGACUCACACAGAGGUUAGUGCACUGGUGUCAUAUAUCUCUGUACAUGAAGCCCUUACAACUGAUAGCUAAAAUGUGUGUUACCUUUUAUUGCAGAAAAGAAAAGAGUGCAGGAAGUUUCAACAUGCGAUUCCUACAUACAUGGAACAAUUAGCAGAAAUGUUCCAUGGAAUUGUUGUUGAUGGGUCUAGUUCUUGUAUCCCUGGUGAUGUACACAGACCAUCACAAGAAGUAUAUGAAGAACAAGAAGAAAAUGGAGAUGGGGAAGACCUUUUGAAUUCUAGUACCCCUAGUAGCAGAGGAAAGAGGAGCUUUACCAGUACAGCACGUAGUCCACCUAAAAAAAGCAAAAGUCCUAUGGUAAAGAUGUUUAAAGGACUAAUCAAUGAAAUGCAGCUAUCAAGGAAUGCAG
This is a messenger RNA of Zea mays, 1660 nucleotides long. RefSeq lists its product as uncharacterized. The record is from RefSeq and is a predicted model, not a curated record. Lineage: Eukaryota; Viridiplantae; Streptophyta; Magnoliopsida; Poales; Poaceae. The coding region runs from base 451 to 1320 and encodes 289 amino acids. The transcript is spliced from 2 exons.